Molecule: messenger RNA, 6824 nt
Organism: Bactrocera dorsalis (oriental fruit fly)
Lineage: Eukaryota; Metazoa; Arthropoda; Insecta; Diptera; Tephritidae
Gene: nwk
Product: protein nervous wreck
Exons: 12
Coding region: 557-3568 (1003 amino acids)
Biological process (GO): neuromuscular synaptic transmission; regulation of actin filament polymerization
Cellular component (GO): neuromuscular junction; recycling endosome
Molecular function (GO): protein binding
Source: RefSeq, a predicted model, not a curated record
CUGCCAAACGACCAGGAAGUACCUAAACGUAGAGCUAUUUUAAUUGUGAGCAUACAUAUGAAUGAUUGUGUGUGACGACUUCCAAUGAGAAAAGUGGAAGAUGAAAUUUGAAAAGAAAUUUUCAACGCAACCACACGAAAUCGAUAAGUUCGCAGGAAAAUCAGAUAUUUUCAGACUGCGCGACCGUGUUUUUCGCUGAAAAAUUUGCUAAAAUUGGUGAAAAAUUUUAUUAUUAUUAAGAAAUUAUAAUAUUUAACAGAAGUGGUGCUGAAAAGUGUGAAAAUCUAUAGUGUUACGAAUAUUAUAAGCAAUUUGUUUAAAUGAAAAAACGACAACACAACGAAGUGGAUAUGUCGAAGAAAAGUCUAAUAUGUCCGCAUUUUAAUUGAAAAUAGUCGUUUGCUAAGGGUAAAAAGUAAAAUAACGUAAUCUAUCAACUGCGUCACUAACGCAAUAUCGAAACAAAAAAAAAAAAAUAAACAAUUAGAGUAAUAUUUUUCCAAAUCUAUCUUGAAGUGGUUGCGCUGAGUGCAGUUCAAAGCAAACACACUCGAAAAUGCAGCCCCCGCCACGUAAGGGAAAUUAUGUGAAAUUCUUAAAGAAUUUACACACAGAGCAAGUGGCCAAAUUGCAAUUAAAGAAUCAACAUGAAUGCGAUUUGCUCGAGGACAUACGACAGUUCACCAUCAAACGCUCCGCCAUUGAGAAAUCCUACAGCGAAUCGUUGCUGAAGAUCUCCUCGCAGUAUUUGAACAAAAAAAUACCAAAUAUACCAGAUAUAAAAAUGGAAGGAAUGGAGGAGAGAUGGAAUAUGUGGAGCGUUUGGCGUACGGUACUUGAAGAGAAUGAGAAGUUAGCACGCGCACGACUCGCAGCUAUCGAAGUGUUCCAGCAGCAGAUUGCUGACGAAGCUAAAGUGCUGCGCGAUUACAAAUUGGCCAUUUCCAAAAAGUCACUGUCACAGAUAGUGAAUGUACAAAAGGAGUUGCAUCUCAGCGUAUCCGACGUCGAUAAGACAAAAAAGCAAUAUUUCGACGAGGAGCAUUGCGCACACGAUGUGCGCGAUAAAGCACGAGAUAUUGAAGAGAAACUGAAGAAAAAGAAGGGUUCAUUCUUCCAAUCGAUCACUUCGCUGCAAAAGAAUAGUGCACGUGUUACAUCACGCAAAGAAUUGUUGGAGGAGAAAUCGACGGGCGCACGCAAUGACUACAUACUCAGUUUGGCCGCAGCAAAUGCACAUCAGAAUCGUUACUUCACAGUCGAUCUGCAGACAACGAUGACCACUAUGGAGAAUUAUGUAUUUGAACGAGUAGCCGAGUACCUGACACUGAUGGGCCGCACCGAAUUGCUCACCUGUUCGGCCACACAGAAUUCGUUCGGCAAAAUACGUGAUCAAGCACAGCAAUUGACGCGCGAAUACAAUUUACAGUGCUGUUAUCUCUUCUAUCCAGUAUUAAAACAACACAUACAAUAUGACUUCGAACCGUGCGAUAACGAUCCGAUAAGAAAGAUUACCACCGAACAUGAAUCGGCAUCGGAGACACUUACGAAAGAGGCUAAGAAUUUGGCGGGACGUGUAGUGAAGGAGAACGUGGCUAUACGAGAGGCCGCAAAGAAAUUAGCCAUUUGUGUGUCUUUACGAGAUUCGGGACAACGCAGUGAUCCGAACGAUCCUAAUGGACCAGAUUUGGACACGAAAAUUGAAGAGUUUAGGGAUUUGAUUCGCCGCUCUGAAACGGAGAAGGCAAAGGCUGAGGCAUGUUUGCAAAGUUUGCGUGAGGGUGGCAUUAAUGUUGACGAAUGGGUGCAGGAGGCAGAGAUUAUGGGCGUACAGGAAUUGGCACGCUCAGCCAGUUCCAUAUCUAUGCGUACAGAUGCUUCUGGACAAGGAGAAAAUCCAAGUUCGGACUCAUUCUACGACAGUGACAAAGAGGACGCAGGCGGUGUGCAGGCAGGAGUGGCUGCCAAGUCUAAAGUCGAGAAGGAGUUGUCUCGAGAUAAGACAUUUAGUGACAGUGAUGAGGAUGUGGAAGAACGUGUACCGGAACCAAUUGCUGCUGCUCCGAUGAUGGCCGCAACUACCGGUUGGGAUGAUCCCACUGAAGUCAACUGGGGUGCUGAGGAAGAGGAGGAGAAAGACGAAUCCAUUGUUCCUGAACCGAAGGAAGCUAUUUUCAAAUGCACCGCUUUGUAUAGCUACACUGCUCAAAAUCCAGACGAACUGACCAUUGUCGAGAACGAACAGCUAGAGGUGAUUGGCGAGGGUGAUGGUGAUGGCUGGUUGCGUGCACGUAAUUAUCGCGGUGAGGAAGGCUAUGUGCCGCACAAUUAUCUGGACAUCGAACAGGACACUGCCGUUAACGGUAGCUCAGGCAAUCAAUUGCGCUCACAAAUCUCAUUCUCAUCUGUCGAUUAUACCGUUGACAAUGAAGAUCAAACCGUGGAUUCCAUGCAGUCACCCGAUCAGGUCUCUGUCAUAAUGGCGCCACAGAAACGGAAGUCCGAUAUACUCUACUGCAUAGCCUUGUAUGACUACGAUGCGACUGCCGAGGAUGAGCUCACCUUUGAAGAGGGUCAAAUUAUUAAGAUUGUCACAAAGACGGCGCAUGGCGUAGACGAUGGCUGGUGGGAAGGUGAAUUAGAUGGUAAAUUUGGUAAUUUUCCAUCGUUGGUAGUUGAAGAGUGUGAUGAGAAUGGUGAACCGUUGUCGGAAGGUGGCGAUGAGUCACCACCACCGACUGCACCGCCGAGUUUUGCGCUUCCACCCGCACCCGCACUACCGCCAGAGUAUGCUCACGAACUGACUGAAGAUAUGUUCGAAUCGCAGGAUACUGCAGAUGAUGACAGCGGCUAUAUACCGAACGGCGGCGCACCCAGCAUGCCUCCACCAGUGCAAAGUAAUAAAGCCAGCAUCAAAAAGGUACUCAUACAAGAGCCUGGAAUGGAGGACGAUAUCAGCGACGAUGGUAAUCCACCACCAUCGCUGCCGCCGCCGGCUUUAAAUGUCGGACCCAGCAAGGAAGGUAAUUCUCUAAAUUUAGGUAUGGCACAAAUAAUUGUUACUGCCGCAACCCCAAUGGUUGAAGACGGCACAGAUAAAUCUUUCCCUCCGGUAGGAGAGAGUGAUGGAGGUAGUGCAGCUGCAGCAACAGCGAAAACUGCCAGCAACGGCGACGACAAGCCGGUUAAACAGAAAAAGGUGGAACCGAAACCCGUGGUGCAAGUAGCAGCUGAUGAAAAUGAGAAUCAUGAGGACGAUACACAUUCAUCCGAUCAGGAUCCGGACUCCGAAGUAAAGACCUUACAAGAGGCCGAAGACCCAUUUAACGAAAAAGGUAGCGUAGCUGACGCUGGCGAUGGAUUCGAGGCAAAUUUCGAAGCCAACUUCGAUGCGAAUUUCGAUGACGCUUUUGCCGGUGGCGCACAAUCUGCCGAUAUUAAUGCCGAACCAAGCGCCGACGACGUUCAAGCACCUAAACAGGUUGUAGGUGGACGUGCAAGCAUACCCGAGGAAUUGGAUUCCAAUCAAUUGGCACGAUUGCAAAAUCUGAAGGAGUCAAAUGCUUAAACAGUAUUAGAAAAAAAAAUUAACAAUACUUGCAUUUAAAGAUAAACAUACCGAAUGAAAUAAAAAUGCACUAAGGAAAAGCGACAAUUAAAGUAUUAUUGAGUAAGCAUUAAGAAGAGGAGCAAAUCUGAAGGUAGAAUGAAUAUACAGACAUACAUACUAGUAUAUAUGUAUUAUGUAUAUACUUACUUGCUAAUUAUGUGUACUCACCGUAGAGUUGGAGCCGGCAAGUAAGUGGAAAUGCAAGUACGCUGAUUUCUAACGAAAACUUGACAUUCCGGUGAUCUUCAGUUUCUUCAAAAAGUUGCAUGUAAAGUAAUCUAAUUCAUUUUCGGUCUUUAAAUGCUUUGUAUCACACACAUGCUAUGAUUUCGAAAAGAAGUUAGAAAUUGUAAUAAAAAUAUAAUAUUAUGGGAGAGCCUUAAUGCCAGAAGAUAAUUGUACGCUGAAAUUUCACAGUUGUGUCAACUUUGCACCUUGGUAAAUGUACGUAAACUUAUAUAAAAUAUAACGACGAACUCUAAGAUACUCAUAUGUAUAUGACCCGCUUUCAUAAACCUCCACUUGAAUUGAACUAUUAUUAGGGAAAAUGUUAUACUUACUCUAAGUGCAUUCACAAAUACUUAUAAUUACGUAUAAAAACACUUAAAAUACUCGUACCACAUAUAUUAAAGUACAUAUUGCAUAUACUUAUUUAUUAGUGAAUUCAAAUCGUCUAACUGCAGUGGCAUGCCAAAAAUUUGAAGUAUUAAAUUUGAUUUUUUGCCUUUGAAUUCGAUAAGAAAUUAAAGUAUUAUUUUCUGCACCACUGUAGUUAUAAGAAAAAUCACGAAUGUACUUCAACAAAUGUGCUUGUUAGUUAUAUACUCUCAUAUACUAUUACAUACCUAUGUACACCUAAACAUUUACUUAUAGAUACUUGUAAUUACACAAACCAAAAUGAUAGCUAAAAUGCUGUAAAUCUAAUGAAAUAAAAUGUUAGCAAAGAAAGAAAAUGCAAUAAGUGAGAAUUAAAAGCAUUAUUAUAGCUAAAGAAAAGUAAAAACAAUAACAAAAAUUGCUGCAGUCAAUUGUUAAUUUAAAGUUUAAUAGCCAAGUACCUUCAGUGAAAUAUUCAUUUGCCAACAGUUAUAUACUCAUAUUAAUAUAUAUUUAAAUAUACAUAUGUAGAGCUGUUUUAAUAUUAAGUAAAUAUCUAUUUAUAAUUUAUUUAAUUAUUUUAGUAGACUAAUUAUAGAUUUUUUUUUAUUGUUAAGUUAGAUUUUUCAGUUAGACUCGUGCGUUGGGAAUGGCAUUCAAACUAAUUAAGUUUGGCAAGAAACUCUUUCAUUAAAUACAUAUGUAUGUGCAGCAGAAAAGCAAAAACAAAUAUAAUAAUUAAUUUUCCUUUUGAAAUAGAAUGCUGCUGUUUUCAAGGUUGAGGUUAGCUUAGGUUAGGCCAUUGGAUUGAAGUAUCAUUAGUUUCUGUUAAAACAAAUAUUUUUGAACUUGAGAUUAGGUUAGGUUAGGCCGUAGGGUUGAACUAUCGACGAAUAUGCCGGGGCAGCUACUAAUCUUAAUGCUUUAUUUUACCUUAAAACAACUCAAAAUGGAGGUUGAGCAGUCGACUCAUGUUUUUGAAAAACUGUAAAGCUUCAGUCUUUGUUAAUCCAAAGAAAGUUGUGCAUUCAUCGAUAAAUGUUUUUCAACACCAUGCAGCAACUUAAAUGCUCAUUCGCAUUGAUUUAUGCUAAGCCAAUGCGCUAGUGAAGUGGUGAGCUAAGCUACGACCUUAGCAGAGUAACAGUAGAAGCUUAGUGGAGAAAAACGCAAAUUAUAUUUUAAUUUCUUCUUUUUUAUGGAGAUACGUGAUUAUAGUACAGUUUACAAUAGCUUGAGAGGCUGGGAAGCAUGUUUUAUGUGGCGGGUCUUAAACCCAGCUCAUUCACUUUAGCUUGCUUCAGGCGGAUGUUUUUUGGCUCCCCAGAAGAUAUUUGUUCUAAGACCGGAAGUCGUAAGCUGGUUGAGACAUAUGUAUGUAAAAGAACAUGACUCUAUCUUCCCUAAGUUCUCCUUUGAGAAAUCGCACACGCACUUAGAUGUCCAACGAUUCUCCUUUUUUGAAUAAUUCUAUGAUUUCGAAAACUUGCCAAAAGUUUGUGUUCUUUCAACUUUCUUUUAUAUACACAUAUUGUUUUUCGAUAUCUUAAACAUUGCAAACUUAGUGGAUAUAAACUGAUUGUGACCAUUCUGAAAACUUAGUGCAUUUUCUGCACUCACGAAAGGCAGAAUAAAACUCUGUGCUCUGUGCUUGUGCUUGGGCAAUACUAUUUUACGCUCUUUGGAAGGCAACUUUACUUUCCGACUUAACUCAUCCUGAGUUAUUCUUUGAACAAGAAGUUCGUGAAACUAGUUGAAUCAAUUUGAUGCAACGCAGAAUCGGUGCAUUCGUUUGACUUAAUCCAAAGUUAGUUGAAUAUGAAAGUAUUCAGUAUUUUAAUACCUUCCUUCUCCCAGUAGACCAUCCUCAUAAACUUGUAGAGGUGAGCUGCAACGAGAUAAACAAAUAACGAAAUAUAUAACUUCAAUAAAAGAAUUUGGAAAAUAUGUAAAAUAUUUCAAUUAUAAUUAUUAUAAAACAAUAAUUAAUAAUAAUUUCCUUAACUCUGUAUUUAAGUUUUUGUUAUGUAGCUGAAAUUUUGUUAUGCAAUCCGUAAUGUUGGAAAACUUUUCUGACUUUAUCGAAAACGAAAGAAUUGAACAUAAAAUUAUUAAGAUAUGUUUAAAUAAAUAUUAAACACAAUGCCAAUAUUAGUGCUAUAUAUAAACAGGUCCGCAGAAAUAAUCGAUUACGAGAAUAAACAGCCAUACAUACAUACCAUACAUAAAUAUAUAUCAUACGUUCUCUCAUAUACAAUAUAUAUUUGAAAAGGAAAAUACAUUCAUCAAUCACAAGCUAUUCGAACAGUGUGUCUACAAAACCAUUUCAUAAGACUCAUAUGUAAAAGCCACACAUACAUACUUAAAGGGAACUCUAAUUUAGACUAAUUUAUUGAAGCAUGAAUAUUAGAAAAAUUGUACAAUAAUUUGUAGAAAAAGUUUAUAUAAAUACUGUUCUUAAUACUGUAAAGUUUUGUUGCGUUUUCUAUUGAAUUAACUAUUGAAAUGAAAGUAUUAUGUGUAAAUCCGAAAAAAAUUAAAACAAUUUCUAAUAGCCUGAAAUGUAAUGCAAGAACUAAAAAAUCCAAUCCAAUAAAUACAUAUAUAAAUUCUAUAA